GAAAUACAGAGAAGAGAAAUUAAUAAAUUAAGAAUUAAAAAAUCAGCACAUUUUUAACAUGGGUUAAAUUAUAUAAUAUGGCCUAUAUAACCACCGUAAUUAAUUUGUUAGGUGAUACACAAAAGUAAGUCAGUUAAUAUACUAAAAGUAAAUAGUUGUCAAGCAAAUAUAUAUUUAUAAUAUAGAUAAUUUUCAUGAUAUUAUCAUGUAACGAUGGAAAUAUAAAUAGCUUAAAUAAUAAUAAACAUUUUCAAUAUAUAAAAACAAUUUUACUUAUAUUUUCCAAUUUUUGAGAAUAAAAAGAAAUAAAAUGGGAAAGAAAAAAGGUGCAAAAAAGAAAUCUAAAAAGGCAAAACCUGGGAAAUCAAAAAAAGGAGUUAAACCAAAAUUGCCUCCUCAACCACCACCACCACCACCAUCACCGCCGCCACCACCUCCAUCGCAAGGUGAAUUCAUAUGGAUUCAUAUUGGACAAGCUGGAGUUCAAGUGGGAUUAGCAUGCUGGGAAUUGUUUUGUCUUGAACAUGGAAUUAAUCUAGAUGGAACAAUUAGAGAACUAACAACAAAUUCUACAUCAAUGUUUUCUUUGUCACAAGACAAUUCUUAUGUACCUAGGGCUCUGAUUGUAGACACUGAACCUUCAGUUAUAGAUGCUUUAAAACGUGGAAGUUUUCAAAAGUUGUUUUCUGAUGAGAAUAUGAUAUCUGGAAAAGAAAGUGCAGCGAGUAACUAUGCAGUUGGAUAUUAUGGAGUCGGUAAAACACUUGCAUCAAAAGUUAUGGAUCAACUGACACGUUUAGCAGAAGAUUGUAAUUCAUUACAAGGUAUAGCUGUGUUUAGAUCAAUAAGUGGUGGUACUGGAUCUGGAAUGGGUUCUAGGAUCAUCGAAACUAUUAAAAAUGCAUAUCCUAACAAAACAAUUAUUGACUUAAACAUUUGUUCUUCAUCAGAAUUUUCAAAUUUUAUUGUGGAACCAUAUAAUACUGCCUUGGCAACUCAUCAUGUCUUAGAUAUAGUCAAUUGUUCUUUGCUCUUUGAUAACAAGUCAAUCUAUGAUAUAUGUAGCUCUAAAUUAGAUUUGCUUAAACCUACUUACUCAAACAUAAAUAGUAUUGUAGCACUAGUUACAUCGGGAGUUACUUCAUCACUCCGUUUUGAUGGUUCAAUGACAAGUAACAUUUCAAAAUUGUUAAACAAUUUAAUACCUCAACCCCGAUUGCAUUUUCCAUUAAUUUCAUACGCUCCCAUCACAAAAUGUGCCGGAAGUAUUUCAUCAGCCAGUACACAAUCAGCUGUUAUGAGCUUUGACAGUAAUUAUCAAAUGAUUAAACUUGAUCCCACACUGGGCAAAUAUUUGUCAAUCUGUAUGAUGUUCCGGGGAAAUUUAAAACCAACCAAUAUAAAUACAACCAUUGCUUUUCUUCAAAGAGAUCAUUCUAUUCCUGUAACACACAAUAUGAACUCUCCACUAUUCAAGUUUGGGCUAUGCAAUCUACCUCCUAUCACUGUGCCAGGUAGUGGAAUAUUUGCAGCUUCUACAGCAACCACAACAUUGUGCAACAAUACAGUUGUAAAACAGUAUUGGAUGAACACAAUGAAGAAUUACAAUAAAUUGUUGACCAAACGAGUAUUUUUACAUCAUUAUACGGGAGAGGGUAUGGAUGAAGUAAUUUUUGAUACAGCUAAUGAAAAUAUUUCAAAAUUAAUAGCAGAAUAUGAAGAAAUUGAAAAUUCUUAAUAUUUAAAUAAGGUUGUUUUGUAAAUGCAAUACUUGUAUUAUAUGUUUAAACAAUACAUUAUAUGUAUUCAUUUGUA
This is a messenger RNA of Aphis gossypii (cotton aphid), 1815 nucleotides long. RefSeq names its product tubulin alpha-2 chain-like. Gene Ontology annotation, cellular component: microtubule; cytoplasm. Lineage: Eukaryota; Metazoa; Arthropoda; Insecta; Hemiptera; Aphididae. The transcript is spliced from 6 exons. The record is from RefSeq and is a predicted model, not a curated record. The coding region runs from base 311 to 1738 and encodes 475 amino acids. Gene Ontology annotation, molecular function: GTP binding; structural constituent of cytoskeleton. Gene Ontology annotation, biological process: microtubule cytoskeleton organization; mitotic cell cycle.